AUGACAAGCACAAACAUCGAUUUUGGGGAUUAUCUGGCACUCACCGCGUGUGCCUUCGAGUGGGUCGACAGCUAUGACAGAAAGGAUUGGGACAAGCUGCGAACAUGCGUUGCCCCGACGUUGAGAGUCGACUUUCGCUCCCUGUUCGGCAAACUCUGGGAGACGAUGCCAGCCGACGACUUCGUUGCGAUGAUCUCGUCUCCCCAGGUGAUCGGUGAUCGUCAAUUGCAGACGCAGCAUUUCAUCGGGGCCAGCAAGUGGACAAGAACGAGCGACACUGAGGUGACCGGUGUCCACCAGCUACGUGUCCCUCAUCAGCGUUACACCGAUGAGACGCACACCGCGGUCGCUGUCAAGGGUCACGCGCAUGGCAUUUCCACCAACUGGUACAAGAAAAUCGACGGGGAGUGGAAGCUUGCUGGGGUCUGCCCCGAGGUUCGUUGGACGGAAUACGACUUCGACAAGUUGUUUGCGCGUGGAGAAGGUGGUGCUUAG
Messenger RNA from Epithele typhae, 495 nucleotides. Its product is annotated as Scytalone dehydratase. Bases 1 to 495 code for a protein of 164 amino acids. The transcript is spliced from 2 exons. The record is from RefSeq and is a predicted model, not a curated record. Gene Ontology annotation, biological process: melanin metabolic process. Gene Ontology annotation, molecular function: scytalone dehydratase activity. NCBI's taxonomy places the organism in Eukaryota, Fungi, Basidiomycota, Agaricomycetes, Polyporales, Epitheliaceae.